AUGAGCCCGAUAACGUGGUUCCUCAGCAUUUACGGUUGGACGCCUAUUACCGACUGUACUCGAUUCGAUAUCACACAAGUUGGUCUCAUCCAAUGUCUCGUGUCUGGUGGGAUAUUUAUUCUGGCCAACCUAUACCUACUUGGUCUUUUCUACGUCCUCCCGGAUCAUGUCUUCGGGACAAGCCGCUACAAAUACAGCGAAGGUGAGGAACAGCCGCAUGAGCUGUUCACCGCAUUCCCCUACAAUCUGGUCCGCCAUCCAGCGGCUUCGUCCUUCCUAUGGAUGUACUGGGUGCUCCCUGCAUACACUCCGAGCCAUCUCCAACUAGCCGCUCUCUGGACGAUCUAUAUUAUCCCGGCGACGCUGUUGUUUGAGGAGGGCGGUCUCAGAGGACCAGCUGGGGAGUUCGGUAAGGCAUAUGAAGAUUACGCCAGUAAAGUGAAUGCCUUUACCCCCAGCAAGCACGCUAUUGCAAGCGCUCUCGGUUGUCCUGUGGGAGCUAGAACCAACCGCAAGAGUGCGUAG
Perkinsus marinus ATCC 50983 is the source of this 525-nucleotide messenger RNA. RefSeq lists its product as hypothetical. The transcript has a single exon. The record is from RefSeq and is a predicted model, not a curated record. The coding region runs from base 1 to 525 and encodes 174 amino acids. NCBI's taxonomy places the organism in Eukaryota, Perkinsozoa, Perkinsida, Perkinsidae.